AUGGCUGGCCCUAACGUUCUUACCUUCGAUGCUGAGGGACGUGCAAUUGACUUCAAUGUCUGGGUAGAUAAUCUGCAGCUGUUUCUUCAGUGCGAUAGCAAGGACGGAGUCUCGCUUUUUUAUCUCACGUCUGGCGCCUCUGCUGCACCUGCUGCCGAUGCUGACAGUACAGUUUGCUCGCAGUGGACUACUCGUGACGCUGUUGCUCGCCUUGCUGUUCGUAGUCUCCUGCCUUCUGCUGAGCGCGCGCACUUUGGCCAGUACAAGACUGCUAAGUCUUUGUAUGACGCUGUCGUAGCGCACUACUCCUCCCCUGCCAUUGCUACCCUCAGCCGCCUCAUGCUACCGUACCUAUUCCCUGACCUGGCCGGCUUUGCCACAGUCGCUGACCUCAUUACUCACCUCCGCACUAGUGACGCCCGCUACCGCGCUGCGCUUCCCUCCGAGGACCACUUUCUCUCUAUGUGCCCCACUGCAGCUGAGAAGAGUAUAGUUGCUGUAGGUGCUUCUCGCGGCAACCUUCGCGCCCCGUUCUUUGAGGGGUGUUCCCCCGUUCCCCUUCUGCCCUCUGUUGCUUCUACUUCUAUUGUCAACCUCCUUGGCACGGAGGAGGUCGGGGCUGCGUCUGCUCCUAGUGGGAGGCGCCGCAGCGGCAGGGGCAAGGGGGGCAAGGGUGGUGGAUGA
This is a messenger RNA of Closterium sp. NIES-65, 684 nucleotides long. Lineage: Eukaryota; Viridiplantae; Streptophyta; Zygnematophyceae; Desmidiales; Closteriaceae. The record is from the annotation of a GenBank genome assembly.